CGGCCGCACCCCUGGUUACUCUCCCUGCGCGGCGCUGCUCACGUAAGUUGGCGUUUUGGUUCGCUAUGGCUCGUACAAAGCAGACUGCCCGCAAGUCGACCGGUGGCAAGGCCCCGCGGAAGCAGCUGGCCACCAAGGCGGCUCGCAAGAGCGCGCCGGCCACGGGCGGCGUCAAGAAGCCGCAUCGCUACCGGCCGGGUACCGUGGCCCUGCGGGAGAUCCGGCGCUACCAGAAGUCGACCGAGCUGCUGAUCCGCAAGCUGCCGUUCCAGCGGCUGGUGCGCGAGAUCGCGCAGGACUUCAAGACGGACCUGCGCUUCCAGAGCUCGGCCGUGAUGGCGCUGCAGGAGGCGAGCGAGGCCUACCUGGUGGGGCUGUUUGAAGACACGAACCUGUGCGCCAUCCACGCCAAGCGCGUGACCAUCAUGCCCAAAGACAUCCAGCUGGCUCGUCGCAUCCGCGGGGAGCGGGCUGUUGGGGCUCUUUUCCAGCGUCUUUGUGCUCCACUGUGGCCCACGAUUGUAACUGUCUCGGGAGCAAGGCGGCUGAGACCCGCGCACAGAUUAGACCUUCUCACCGGUGCCCGAAAGGUCUCCGGGCGCUUGGCUCCCCCGCUCCGGAGGGAUACCGCCACCCGGGUCCUGGCCCACUUCUGCCGAGUAAAGUGCGGCAUUUCAUCGCUUCAGGUGUCAAAUCAACUGGAGGGUUUGUUAAAAUAUGAAUUGCUAGAUCUCACUUCCCAGAGUUUCUCAGGCAACAGGUCUGGAGUUUUGCAAAUUCGGGGUCCAAGAUUUUGGAUUUCUAGCAAUUCCCAGCGCGUAGACCACGUCCAUGGCAGUGACCGUCUUGCGCUUGGCGUGCUCCGUGUAGGUGACUGCGUCCCGAAUAACAUUCUCCAGAAACACCUUCAACACGCCUCGGGUCUCCUCGUAAAUGAGGCCGGAAAUGCGCUUGACUCCCCCACGCCGAGCAAGGCGCCGAAUGGCCGGCUUAGUGAUGCCUUGGAUGUUAUCUCUCAAGACUUUGCGGUGGCGCUUGAUACUAUGGCGCGUACGAAGCAGACUGCCCGCAAGUCGACCGGUGGCAAGGCCCCGCGGAAGCAGCUGGCCACCAAGGCGGCUCGCAAGAGCGCGCCGGCCACGGGCGGUGUCAAGAAGCCGCAUCGUUACCGGCCGGGCACCGUGGCCCUGCGGGAGAUCCGGCGCUACCAGAAGUCGACCGAGCUGCUGAUCCGCAAGCUGCCGUUCCAGCGGCUGGUGCGCGAGAUCGCGCAGGACUUCAAGACGGACCUGCGCUUCCAGAGCUCGGCCGUGAUGGCGCUGCAGGAGGCGAGCGAGGCCUACCUGGUGGGGCUGUUUGAAGACACGAACCUGUGCGCCAUCCACGCCAAGCGCGUGACCAUCAUGCCCAAAGACAUCCAGCUGGCUCGCCGCAUCCGCGGGGAGCGGGCUUAAGGCGUACUUUUAAAAACAGACGAUCUAAAGGCUCU
Capra hircus (goat) is the source of this 1489-nucleotide messenger RNA. RefSeq lists its product as uncharacterized. Gene Ontology annotation, cellular component: nucleosome. The record is from RefSeq and is a predicted model, not a curated record. Gene Ontology annotation, molecular function: protein heterodimerization activity; structural constituent of chromatin; DNA binding. NCBI's taxonomy places the organism in Eukaryota, Metazoa, Chordata, Mammalia, Artiodactyla, Bovidae. Bases 66 to 1454 code for a protein of 462 amino acids. The transcript has 6 exons.